AUGCCGUUCUGCCCUUCGUUUAGCGCAUCUCUCGUGUUUUAGUUGCUUUCGCUGUCCUUCAAGACCUCUCACGUCCUUCAGGAGAUAGGCGAGGAAUGUUAGGCUGCAUUGCUCGAGCCCACGUUUACCGGUAGACCAAGCUUCGACGCCGCCAGCAACAUGGAGGACAAUGUAGAGAUCCCGGAGGAGUCCAUGCGGCAUAUCGAGGCGCUGCUGGCAAGGCACCGCCCGGAUAUGAUCCAGAGAAUGUUCCAACAGGCUCUGGAGGGUCGCCGCAGCUCUGUCGCUUCCUCGCGCACCACGUCGUCAGUGUCCACGGCCUCCACCGGGUGGUCGUUUCGCUCCUCCGCGAACCCGUCGGUCCGCACGUCCACGACUUCGUCGUAUCAUUCGAAUCAUUCUCGUUUGUCGCUUGUAUCUAAUCUUUCGACUUCGACGCUUUCUAGCGAUAUAGCGCCGUCUAUCGCGUCGUCGACUUCCUCCCGUUCAACAAGAGCGCCCUCGAGGCGAGAGCCCCGCUCUUACCCCGCUGGCCUCGACCCGACGAGACCGGUACCCUCAGUGCUUACCCCUACCUCCGAAAUAAGUAGUCCCUUGGAUACCAAACAUGAGCCUGGAUUCACGCCGACGGAUGAGGAUAUGAGCAUCGCGUCGCUCCCGACGGAUAAAGGCCAGAGUCAGUCGGGCGACUCAUACAUGUUUUGCACAUAUUGUGCCGAGGGAAAGAAUUUGAAGACAUUCAAGGCCAAGUCCGACUGGAAGAAACAUGAAAUGAGAAUGCAUGAAACGGGAGAGGACUGGCCGUGCAUUGUGAACGGCUGUAACCGGAUUUUUGAUCGCCAAAAGGACUUCCUCAAGCACCACCAACGGUAUCAUUCAGGCCGUCCGCUUCCCUCAUUGACCGAUAUUGGCAUCACAUUGCUUCCCCGUCGUGUCUUUGGCUGUGGGUUCGACAAGUGCAAAGAGGUUAGCAUUGGCUGGGAUGAAAGAUGUGAUCACGUCGCGAAGCACAUGAAAAACGGUGCCACGUUCGAGCAGUGGAAGUACUCCAACGUCAUCCGCAAUCUCAUACGGCAGGAGGCAUUGCACGAGACAUGGAAGGAUAUGAUUGCGUGUCUGGACGAACGGCUUAGAGAGAGCCGGUCCCAUAUCAGCUGGUGCCCGGAUAACACGCGGAUACUGAGGCAGAAGCUGCAGUGCUGCGAUCUGCGACCAAGUCGAGAAGAAGUACUUAUUACGGCGCUGAGUCUCCGUUCCGAUAUUCCUCUAGACCCCACUCAACAGCAAUACCCGCCCGGGUUUGUCGUUCCGAGCAGAGAUUCCGUACCCAAUGUCGACAAGCUGACACGGGAGCAACGCAUGCACAUUCUCAUAGGCAACCCGAAUGCGACGCUUUCGAGAAGCCGGCUGGCUGCGGUAAAUGCCGCGCUACUCCGAGCAAGCAACAGCUCCGUGUCGAACGCCGCCUAUGACGACUGCGGCGCCUCACCUUUCGACGACAGCCCGGCCGUCGAUGCAGCUGGACGCCGCAUUAGCUAUAUGGACCUCGACACGACUGGAGACUUUUUGGAUCUAUCGCAACCGGCGAUCCCGGAUAUGAUGCCAACGCCCGGCCCGCAACAAGCCGUCAUGGAAGGCGAGCAGCAACAGAACGCGGGCGGCUUCGUCGACCCAGGCAAGCCACCUUCGAACCCGCUGGGAUGGUGUUAUCCAAACUAUUUCGACGCCGCGCCAUCCUUCGAGGAGUCACCCUACUACGACCGCCCAUCGCUCGGUCAGAUGAUAUCGAAACCACUGCACAAGAUCGGAAGCCGCCUAAGUAGAAAUGGCUCGCCAGCCUCUCGGCCGGCAUCUCAAACAGACCACCAAAUCGAUCAGCAAAUUCCACAAGCCGACAUGAGCCCUGAUUUCCCGAUACAGAGCCCACACCCACUUCAUCCGAUGAGCAGGCAAUACCCACAUCAACAACAGCCGAGCCCGCAUCCACAGCAGUACCGCAACGCCGUCAAUACCCAGCAACAACACCACGAGCAACUCCACCUCUUCACGACCCAAAGCUGAACGGACUUCGCCCCUUUGCAUAUCCCGCAUUUAGCAUGACGAGCGACGAGCGACGAGCUUCAGCAUACAGGCCCUGGUCU
Trematosphaeria pertusa is the source of this 2141-nucleotide messenger RNA. RefSeq lists its product as uncharacterized. The transcript is spliced from 2 exons. Bases 160 to 2061 code for a protein of 633 amino acids. The record is from RefSeq and is a predicted model, not a curated record. NCBI's taxonomy places the organism in Eukaryota, Fungi, Ascomycota, Dothideomycetes, Pleosporales, Trematosphaeriaceae.